AAUGUGCACGAUGUAGGGUGUUGAAAGAAAAUUCCUUAAUGCCCCCUUGAGCUUUAUGAAGAAAUUUCAUCUGAAGACUCCCUCCAAAUAAAGUUCCCUGGCUUCCAUAAAAAGCAGUUUACAAAUUGCACAUAGGCAUCAAAUCUGAGUCCUGGACCUAAAGGGUCCCAAAGAUGUAUGGGAACAUUGGGAUGACUCCAAAUGUCAAAAUAAAGAAUUUGGAUUGAUUCCGUAUGGAGAAGCUUUCUAUGUACCAUUUCCCUCCUGCUCAUUCUAGCUUUUACAAAUCCAGAUAUUGGGCCUGGUUGGGCCUGAUUGACUAUGAAGCCCUUGGGAAGAAACUGAAGCCUGUGCUGCAGCAGAAUUCAAUUCAAAGUGGCUAUACACCACUUUUACUUGCCAUAGAGCAAAACAGACAGCAGGUGGUUGAAACAUUAAUUCAGAACAAAGCAAAUAUACAUGCAGUUGACCAGAAGGGAAGAACAGCCCUCAUGUUUGCUUUGGAACAAAAAUCAAAACACAUAGUUGAGAUGCUUCUUCAGAAUGGUAUUGAUGUCUGUGCUGCAGAUAACUUUGGGCAGAUGGCAUUAGCUUAUGCUAUUGCUAGUGGUGAUAGUAGGUAAGUAUUUACAUUAAAAUACUAAUCAAUAUU
Molecule: messenger RNA, 652 nt
Organism: Marmota monax (woodchuck)
Lineage: Eukaryota; Metazoa; Chordata; Mammalia; Rodentia; Sciuridae
Product: putative ankyrin repeat domain-containing protein 19
Exons: 3
Coding region: 234-623 (129 amino acids)
Molecular function (GO): protein binding
Source: RefSeq, a predicted model, not a curated record